Messenger RNA from Talaromyces proteolyticus, 1617 nucleotides. RefSeq lists its product as uncharacterized. Lineage: Eukaryota; Fungi; Ascomycota; Eurotiomycetes; Eurotiales; Trichocomaceae. The coding region runs from base 1 to 1617 and encodes 538 amino acids. The record is from RefSeq and is a predicted model, not a curated record. The transcript is spliced from 2 exons.
AUGUCCUUGUUGCUGUCGACGCUGGUAGCCCGGGGAAUAUACGGGAGUGUCCCACCAGAUCCUCAUACUCGUGUACAAGACAAUUCAACUUUGCUGGUCAGCUGGUGGUGCACGGUUUUCUCCUUUGCCAUCAUUCUGGUGCGAGUUGUUGGUCGACAUGUGCGGAUGAACAGACUCUUUACCGAGGAUAAAGUCAUGAUCGCCAGUGUAUUCCCGUUGUUUGUCAGGAUGGCAUUCGUCCAUGUGGUGCUGAUUUGGGGAACAAAUAAUACAAAAACGAGUACGUUGACGGAGUUGGACAUACAACACCGCGAAAUCGGUAGUCGGCUGGUCUUGGCGUCAAGGAUCUUUUAUGCCACCUACAUUUGGAUGGCUAAAUAUACUGUCUGCGAGUUCGUCAGGCGCCUUACCGGCAUGGUAUGGACAAAGACUUUCCAAGUUGCUUUACGAUGUGUCGAGUACUUCCUGGCCAGUACACUGGUAGCUGUGAUUGUUGCCACAUUGACGGAAUGCCAGCCAUUUAGUCACUAUUGGCAGGUCGUUCCAGAUCCUGGGCCUCAGUGUAGGCUGGGAUAUGCAAACCUAAUGACUAUGGGAGUUUGCGAUAUUCUAACAGACUUUUUCCUCGUUGCACUCCCGAUAAGCCUCUUUCUGACAUCUGCUAUGUCCGUCAAACGCAAGAUUGGUCUUACCAUUCUUUUCGCCUCGUCGCUGAUCCUCAUUGCCAUCACCGGAUUCAGGGUACCUUCCGUCAUCAAACGUGAUGGGCUACAAAGCUACCGGUCUCUACUGGCUUCUCUUGAAAUUCUUGCAGCUACGGCGGUCUCGAACUUUGUCGUGAUCGGGUCUUUUAUCCGCGACCGAGGCCUCAAGAAGGCCAAGUUUAAGCGCCCGGAGGGUUCGCUUUCUGUGAGCGAAAGCGUCGAUCAGAAUUCCGUCCGAAGAACCACACUCACUCAGCAUCAAUGGGGAAGCGAUGCAGAUCUUGUCAGCGGCCUAGGUAUACGGCUCCACCCUGAGCUUCAUGCCACAGAAACAAACGUAAUACGACCGGCACCAGUUGCCAUGGUUAGCGGACCCGGAUUGCAUCCGGGCUGGACUUUUGAUGGUGGUCAAAGAAAGGAUAGAACUGGUUCUAUCUCUAAUACGACCACACAGGGUAUUAUGAAAACCAAAUCACAUGGUUUAGAAUCGACGGGUUCAGUGAGCCCCAAGGCAUCACCGCGACGUGUAUCAUUCUAUGAUGUCGGUGGCCUCUUAUCCGACUCCGCUCCAUCACCCCCUAUGUCAAACAAUCCCGUUCGAGGAGCAUUGUCACAUGCUUCAUCUGGAUAUUUCUCGCAAUCCCACACCUCUGCCGCUCCACACUACACACAAUUCGACCAAAGAAGCCAACCGCAGUGGCAACCCGCAGGGGAUCAUCUCCCAUCGCCUUCAACAUCCUACACGGGGAAUUCCCCGACCAGCACAUUACCCCCAUCACACCCAGUUAUACACGACCAAGAAUCUCCUCCUUACCGUCUCCGCGAAUCAGACGACGAUCCACACUUUUUGAAUCUCCCACUGCAUGAUCCGGGCGGACUGUUAUCAGACACGGACGGUGGUCGACGCCGAUGA